AUUUACAUAAUAUACAUGUGUAUAUGAGGUGCAAUAAGAGAUGAAAAGGUUACCUUUAUUGUGCAACUGACGUAAAAAGAUAAAAAAUGACGUCGCCGUAACCAUAGCCUUUGGUCACCGACUUCCUCAGUCAAUUGUCUCCAGCAACGGUGGUUGACGCCGGCUGGCUGUCUGACUCAUCGUUCUGUUCUUUUUAACUUAUAAGAAUAAAGAAUCAAAUUCAAUUCCUGAAUAGAUUAAAUUUAUCUUACCUUUAUUCUCCUAUCCUUUUCUGCAUCUGGGUGUUCUAUUAUUCUGUUCUCCAACUUGAUUUUCUUUUCCAAAUUUCGAAAUUGGAAUUAUGAAUGGAGAAUUCAGUUCCGGCAUACCCCACUAAUUUGCCAAUUGCCGUCGAUCUGUUCGUGUCGAAGAAGCAUCCUGGUCUUCCACGUGGCGUUCUGGGUUUCGCCGAUUCCACCGGAAAGAUCUUGUUUACCGUCAAUCGUCCCUCCUCCAAAUCAUCCCCUACCACCAAAAAAGUCCUACUCGAUUCUGCCGGAAAUCCUCUUAUCUCCGUCUGCCGCCACCAGGGUGGAUCCUGGGAAGGUUUUAGAGGUGAUGAUGCUGAUAACAACUUGUUAUUCAGAGUGGAGAGGACACGAAAUCAAUUCACUAGAACUGAGUUGGAGGUGUUUCUGGAUGGAGUAAAUAGGGAAGACUCCUCCCCGGAUUUCAAGGUUAGAGGUUGUCGCUUCCAAAGGUCGUGUUUCAUAUAUAGAGGUGAUACAAUUGUGGCUCAGACUAGUCUUAUGUACAAGCUUCAUCAGAUUUACGCCGGGAGAAGUAAAUUUCGAGUAACCUUAUUUCCAGGGUCUAAUGAUAUUGAUUUGUUACUGGCCUUGGUCGUGAUUUUCCUUGAUGGACGAAAGUAGCAACUAUACCUUUUUGUCUUGGGACAUGAGAUUGAGGAAUUUGUUGUAUUUUUCAGCCCACAGGAACCAAAAAAAAGAAAAAAGAAAAAAAAAAGGAUUAAUUUUUCAUGCAUUUUGGCCCCCUUUUUGGUGAAGGGCAAGGCUCAGGAUUUGGAUAUGGGACCAAAUACUUGGUAGUGAAUAAUUGUCAAAACUGUUCUAAUAAACGUUUCUUUUCUGUCGAGUACUCAUAAAAUGUGGUCUAAUAUUUUUUUAUGCACCUGAAGUGUAUUACGCAAUUCUAAUGAGCGGUUGUGAUGAAGUUGCUGAAACUGUGAAUGAUGCAAAUACUGCAAGCAUGGCUUAUCAAUCCAGUAAACAUGGCUUCACUAGCUGGAGCUAUAUAUAUGUGGUUUUACGCUCUAUCUUCUUGCUUAUGUCAGGACAGCAGGUGGUUUACUGACUCAUGAGACAGCUACCUCAUUGUUGAUUGAAUCUUUACAAGAGCAGCAUGGUACGGUCCUCUUUAAUUGCAAACCAACUGCCUCUGGUGUGUAUGAUUAUAAUUUUUUAACAUUGAUUUUUUCUGUUUCUUGCAAACUUUUUGUUCCUAUAUUUGAUAAAUAUUAACUAGACUU
This is a messenger RNA of Rubroshorea leprosula, 1528 nucleotides long. The record is from the annotation of a GenBank genome assembly. Lineage: Eukaryota; Viridiplantae; Streptophyta; Magnoliopsida; Malvales; Dipterocarpaceae.